This is a messenger RNA of Salvelinus namaycush (lake trout), 1047 nucleotides long. RefSeq names its product refilin-B-like. Lineage: Eukaryota; Metazoa; Chordata; Actinopteri; Salmoniformes; Salmonidae. Bases 161 to 772 code for a protein of 203 amino acids. Gene Ontology annotation, cellular component: actin filament bundle. Gene Ontology annotation, molecular function: filamin binding. The record is from RefSeq and is a predicted model, not a curated record. The transcript is spliced from 3 exons. Gene Ontology annotation, biological process: negative regulation of chondrocyte development; negative regulation of bone mineralization involved in bone maturation; actin filament bundle organization.
AGUUACCCGACGUGGAGGAUCGAUUGCAUUCAAGGAAGGACACCCCUAUGAGUUGGAAAUUAAGUUUAACUACAGUUCUGCAAACUCGUCGCGCAGUAGGCUAAAAUUUUGUUUGGGAGCGGGUUGUUUAACUUGUUUUUAAGGACUUUUUUGUAAAGCAAUGGUGGGCAGACUAAACUUGCUGAAUGUAUGUGACGACGACCCAUUGGACAUGAGCUGCAAAGCCGAGCGGGGACUUGACAGCCCGGACUCCGGACUACCCCCCAGCCCCAGUCCGAGCCAUUGGCUGCUGCCUGACUGCAGGGAUAAAGGUGCCAUAAGCCCGGUGUCUGAAGACGAGAGCAGAGGGUCAUCCUUGGUUCCCAUUUUAUCGAUUGGAUCUGUUCCUCGGCUGCACACCUUGUCCUACGGGGAGGGCAUAGUACUUGAUCCACUACUGACCAAGGAAAUACGAUACACAUCGUCUGUCCACUAUGACUCAGAGCGUCACUUUAUCCAUGACAUGGCCAUGCAGCCCAGAGGCCUGGGUCUGGAGAACUGCAGCCAGAUGGUCCUGGCUGUCCCUCACAGCACCUGGAGACACUACAAGACCCAGCUGGACUUCCAGCCUCGCCAACGGGCCCAGCGCUUCCAGAGCACCACCAUCGUCUACCCCAAGCACGCUCGCACCAUCUACACAACCGAGCUGAGCUACGACAGUCGCCGGCUUGCCAGGAGAUUCAUGUCGCGGGUGGAGCUGGAGGCUGCUGACCGGAGUAGGCUACCCCAGUAGGUUAGGGGAAGGCUGGGCACGGCCUGGGGGAGAAUUCCCUGGGCCCUGUGGGGCCCAACCAUCCACCAGGCUGACACCACCCAUGGACCCAGUUUACAGACAGUCAUCUAUUGGUUUAGAUUGGAAAGCAUUGUAGCCCACGUUUUGAGUACCAGUCUCAAGAAGAGGGAGGAAUCUGAUCUGGAGUAUCAAACAAAUAGCAGGGACAUCUGUGUGAGGCUGCCAUCUACCAAAGGGUUUAUCCAUUAGUGACUAGUAAAGAUAUUUCUCUGGUA